UAUCAGAAUAUUUUAUAGCAGUGAUUGCUGACAUGGUUUUGUUGCAUUUUUCUAGAAUAAUUUCUGUUCCGUAAUAAUUAUGUUUUUUAGGCUUAAUAUACUUUUAAGAAAUAUUCGUCCGUUGUUGAGGAUGAAUCAACGUCAUUCUUCAUCUGAGAAUAUAGCAAAAAUCAAAGUUAAUGAUAUUGAAAUUAACUAUUUAAAAGUUGGAAGUGGGCCAAAGGUAUUAUUAUUACUGCCCGGAGCAUUAGGUUCCAUAUUUACUGAUUUUAAACCACAAAUUGAAACUCUUAAUCGAGAUAAAUACACAAUAGUUGUAUGGGAUCCACCUGGUUAUGGUCAUAGUCGACCACCGGACAGAGAUUUUUCACCAGGAUUUUUUUAUCGAGAUGCAAAUUAUGCAAUUUCAUUAAUGAAAGAGCUACAAUUCAAUAAAUAUUCUUUGUUGGGUUGGAGUGAUGGUGGUAUCACUGCACUUAUUGCAGCAUCCAAAGCUGUGAACCAUGUGGAAAAACUUGUAGUUUGGGGUAGCAAUGCAUAUGUAACUGAAAAAGAUUUAGAGUUGUACGAGAAAAUACGAGAUAUUCAAAAAUGGUCUCCACGUAUGAGACAACCAUUCAUUGAACUGUAUGGAGAGAAGUAUUUUUCAGAGACUUGGAGUGCAUGGGUAGAUUCAUUUCAAACAAUUCUCAAUAAAAACAAAGGGGACAUUUGUCGAGAAGAACUGUCUAAAAUCAAUGCACCGACUCUCAUCUUGCAUGGUGCUCAGGAUUCUCUAGUGCCCAUGGAACAUCCUGUCUAUUUACAUAAAAAUUUAAAAUAUGCAUCGAUUAAAGUUUUUCCCGACGCCAAGCACAACGUUCAUUUGAAGUACCCGGAAGGGUUCAACUCCGCGGUUGACGAAUUCCUGUGCGGGACGACGCAAUAACACAUGGGAAUCGGGGAUAACUGUAC
Sipha flava (yellow sugarcane aphid) is the source of this 954-nucleotide messenger RNA. Its product is annotated as valacyclovir hydrolase. NCBI's taxonomy places the organism in Eukaryota, Metazoa, Arthropoda, Insecta, Hemiptera, Aphididae. The transcript has 5 exons. The record is from RefSeq and is a predicted model, not a curated record. The coding region runs from base 80 to 928 and encodes 282 amino acids.